AUGUGGGAGGAAGCUAUCACCCUCGGCAAAGAGCUGGCUGAGCAAUAUGAGAAUGAGAUGUUUGACUAUGAACAGCUGAGUGAACUGCUGAAAAAGCAAGCACAGUUCUUUGAAAACAUUGUGAAAGUCAUUCGACCAAAGCCUGAUUACUUUGCAGUUGGAUAUUAUGGACAAGGAUUUCCAACAUUUCUUAGGAACAAAGUGUUCAUCUACAGAGGGAAAGAGUACGAGCGACGGGAAGACUUUGAGGCUCGGCUGCUAACCCAGUUUCCCAAUGCGGAAAAGAUGAAGACGACUUCUCCACCAGGAGAUGACAUCAAGAACUCUACUGGACAGUAUAUUCAGUGUUUCACGGUAAAACCACUGCUUGAAUUGCCCCCGAAGUUUAAGAAUAAGCACGUCUCUGAGCAGAUACUAAGUUUCUACAGGGUGAAUGAGGUUGUUCGAUUCCAGUACUCCAGACCUAUAAGGAAAGGAGAGAAAAAGAUCCUGACAAUGAAUUUUCUAAUAUGUGGAUCGAGAGAACAACUUUUUCAAUAGCUUACAAGCUUCCAGGCAUCCUGAGAUGGUUUGAAGUGAAGGCUAUGAGUAUGAAAGAGAUAAGUCCACUGGAAAACGCAAUUGAGACGAUGCAACUCACGAAUGAGAAGAUUAAUAAUAUGGUGCAGCAGCACAUGAAUGACCCCAAUUUACCCAUAAAUCCUCUAUCCUUACUCCUGAAUGGUAUUGUGGACCCAGCAGUAAUGGGGGGAUUUGCAAAUUAUGAGAAGGCCUUCUUCACUGAGAAAUACAUGCAGGAACACCCAGAGGACCUUGAAAAUAUUGAAAAAUUGAAGGACCUGAUUGCAUGGCAGGUGCCGUUCCUGGCUGAGGGAAUACGCAUUCAUGGAGAAAAGGUCACUGAAGCUUUACGGCCAUUUCACGAGAGGAUGGAGGUGUGUUUCAAGCAACUUAAAGAGAAAGUGGAGAAGCAAUAUGGAGUUAGGACUUUGUUAUCUAGCAAUGAUGAGAGGAGGGGGAACAGACCCAGAUCUAUGGUUAGAUCUUUCACUAUGCCAUCAUCAUCCAGACCUUUAUCAGUUGUGUCCAUCUCCUCCGUGUCAUCAGACAGUACGCCUUCAAGACCGGGUUCUGAUGGUUUUGUGCUUGAACCUCUCUUGCCAAAGAAGAUGCAUUCUCGCUCCCAAGAUAAAUUGGACAGAGAUGAUCUUGAUAAGGAGAAAAAAGAGAAAAAGAAGGAGAAGAGGAACAGCAAGCACCAAGAG
Messenger RNA from Staurois parvus, 1265 nucleotides. The record is from the annotation of a GenBank genome assembly. Lineage: Eukaryota; Metazoa; Chordata; Amphibia; Anura; Ranidae.